This is a messenger RNA of Tinamus guttatus (white-throated tinamou), 1488 nucleotides long. The record is from RefSeq and is a predicted model, not a curated record. NCBI's taxonomy places the organism in Eukaryota, Metazoa, Chordata, Aves, Tinamiformes, Tinamidae.
AUGAAAUUCGAAGAUCUCUUGCUGGACAUUGGUGGCUUUGGCCGAUUCCAGAUCUUGAUUUUGCUUCUCCUCUGCUUCCCAAGAAUCAAUCUUCCCAUGCAUUUCCUGCUGCACAAUUUUCUCGCUGCUACUCCCUCUCAUCACUGUGCAAUUCCACACCAAGAGGCAUUUGUGAACUUCACCACGGAGGAGCUUCUACUCAUCAGCAUCCCCCGGGAGCCUGAUGGCACCUUCAGGUCCUGUGAGAUGUUCUCGCAGCCUCAGUUUUACCUCCUGCUCAAUUCCUCUCUGCAACCAGAAAAUGACUCGAUUAUUGAGCAUUGCAAGCACGGAUGGGUCUAUGACCACUCGCAGUUUGCCUCCACCAUAGCCACCCAGUGGGACCUGGUGUGUGAGCAGCGUGGAAUGAACCAGGCGACUGCAACGUUCUUCUUCAUCGGUGUCACGGUGGGGGCUGUGAUCUUUGGACACCUUUCGGACAGGUACGGCCGGAAAGCUCUGCUGCUGCUGUCGCUGCUGGGCUCGCUGGCGUUCGGGAUGCUGAGCGCCGCCUCCGUCUCCUACGCCAUGCUGGCCGCCACGCGGACGCUCACCGGCGCGGCCCUCAGCGGCGUCUCCCUCAUCGUGCUGCCCCUGGGGAUGGAGUGGGUGGACGUGGAGCAUCGCACCCUCACCGGGAUCCUCACCAGCAUCUUCUGGAGCAUCGGGAACAUCCUGCUGGCCAUGGCCGCGUACCUGGUGCGGGACUGGCGCUGGCUUCUGGUGGCCGUGACCGGGCCCUGUCUCCUGAGCAUCGUCUGCCUGUGGUGGGUCCCGGAGUCGGCCCGCUGGCUCAUAGCCAACGGCAACGUGAAACAGGCUCGCAGGCACCUGCUUCGAUGUGCGAGGGUGAACGGAAGGAAAGACUUCACCAUCUCGACAGAGGCCCUCAAGAGGAUGACCACGGAGAAGUCAGGGCACAGCUACUCCUACCUCAGCCUGUUCAGGACACCGGUCCUGCGCAAGAUCUCUCUCUGCUCUGGCGCGGUGUGGUUUGGUGUUGCCUUCUCUUACUAUGGCAUGAGCAUGAACCUAACUGGUUUUGGGCUCAACAUGUAUCUCUCCCAAUUUGUUUUUGGCAUCAUUGAGAUCCCAGCCAAGCUGAUCAUGUACGUGCUGGUGAACCGAGUUGGACGGCGGCAGAGUCAGGCGUGGACCCUCAUACUGACCGGACUGUGCAUAGGAGCCAACAUCAUCAUCCCCAAGUCUUUCACCUCCCUGCGCUCCGUAGUAGCCAUCAUGGGCAAAGGCUUCUCUGAAGCUGCAUUCACUACUGUCUUCUUGUACACCUCCGAGCUCUACCCCACCGUACUGAGGCAGAGCGGGAUGGGCUACACGUCCUUCGUGGCCCGCCUGGGCGGCGCGCUGGCCCCGCUCCUGCUCCUGGUGAAGCAGCCGCUGCAGGACGCCGCUCUCGAAGGCACGGCGCUACAGGGUCAGCCCAAGUGA